Molecule: messenger RNA, 2845 nt
Organism: Sinocyclocheilus grahami
Lineage: Eukaryota; Metazoa; Chordata; Actinopteri; Cypriniformes; Cyprinidae
Product: alpha-1A adrenergic receptor-like
Exons: 5
Coding region: 1310-2845 (511 amino acids)
Biological process (GO): phospholipase C-activating G protein-coupled receptor signaling pathway; cell-cell signaling; positive regulation of cytosolic calcium ion concentration
Cellular component (GO): plasma membrane
Molecular function (GO): alpha1-adrenergic receptor activity
Source: RefSeq, a predicted model, not a curated record
UUCCUGUAUGACCAGAUGGUGCAAUAACAGUUUUGAAGACGUUGGAGGCUAUUUUAACCAGAAAUCGCGUCAGCAGCUGAUUCACUCUUCUUUGAGGUGAUGUACCAUCGCUGGCCAAUGGCCACGUCCACAUCUGCGAGCCCAGAGCGCAGCGGCACCAAAGUUUGUGCGUAAAGGAGGCGGCGCGGCGCGGGGCGCCAUGACUCACACUCACGGUCACCUCCUCUGAGAAAUACUCAUGUCCCGAGGACCCUUCCGCUCAAAUGUGCGUGUGGAAACACAGAACUGCACUUGACUCGCUGAACUAGAGCUCUGCCGUUUCCACAGCGAUGACAGGAGAGAUUGAAGCGACGAACCGGAGACGCGCCGCGCGUCCAUCUACCCAAACACCUCCGGAUCGAGCUCUCGCGUUCACUGACACGCUGCUGAGGGUUCAUCAGUCUUCAAACCAAACCAGCAUGGCUGCUUUACGACCAGAUCUCUCCUGAUUGAAGUCGUUCGCCUAAAAAUUGUGUGACGCACUGAGAACUGCUCUUCAGCCAAAAAUAUCUCCUCAGCAUAUGCCAAAGUGCUUUUAGCUUUGUCCUUGUUAUCCGCUUUGCAACCUCAGCCAACGUCAGCCAACGCCAUGCAGACUUUCAAUGCGAAUCCGAUUCUGAAGUGACCGUCAGCACCAUGUGGACUGUUUCCAACCGCUGCAGAUGCGCGCAAAAAGACGGGAAGCUCUUGUUUUACAAAGUCCACGAACACAUUAACAGUGCUUAAUGAAUGUGCAAAGAGAGAUGGAGAACGUUUUGACACCUUCGCACGUCGAUGCAUUGAUGCAUAUCUAAAACGGAUCGCUCAUGCAUCAAACCUAAUGCCUGGAAACUACAGACAAACCUCUUCUGUAACUUAAUAGAUCACACCAAUUGCAACAACGGCAUUUGUGUCAUUCUCAUUGUUCUGUAUGAUGUUGCAGCUGCACAUGGUUAUGAACAUGUCAAAACAACCCUUGAAUUUAUGACUUUAUGACAAAAGAAUCUGACGUUCUCCACAGCAUAAUAUGUUUAGUUCCUCUUGUUUAUUCCUUCACCCACAGCUAUUUUCCACGAACAUACAUCACUAAAAGCUCAUCUAGGAGAAAUGAGAAAUGAGACACAACAGGUUAAAUUUCAUCACAUUCAUCAUCCCUCAUUGCAAUGCUGCAAAUGCCCCAAUGUUCUUGUACCACGGCCAAUGCAAUAGUGCCGUUUUCAUUGUUUUCUUGGAGAGAUUCCAAUAUUAUGGUGCAAAUCUAACUGACGCCCCAAAAUCAGACCUUUAUUAAAUGCCUGGACAUCUUGAACAGAUGAUUCCCCUCAAAGACAACAUGACCCCAGAGUCAUUCCACGAAAACUGUAGCAACUGCAGCCAGGUUCUCGUCCCGGAGCUGAACGUCACGAAGGCUGUUGUUCUGGGAAUGGUGUUGGCAAUCUUCAUCAUUUUUGGCGUUCUGGGCAACAUCCUGGUCAUCCUCUCAGUGGCUUGUCAUCGUAAUCUACGCACAGUUACACAUUACUUCAUUGUGAACUUGGCGGUUGCGGAUCUUUUGCUGAGCUCUACGGUUCUUCCAUUUUCUACGGUCUUUGAAAUGUUGGGUCGUUGGAUUUUCGGACGCCCGUUUUGUGACGUUUGGGCGGCAAUGGACGUCUUGUGCUGUACUGCGUCAAUCAUGAGCUUAUGUGUGAUUUCGGUGGACCGAUAUAUCGGCGUUAGUUAUCCUCUGCAAUACCCGUCCAUCGUAACGGAGCGACGGGCAUUGCUUGCACUCAUUGUUUUGUGGGCUCUGUCCAUUACCAUCUCAAUCGGACCUCUUUUUGGAUGGAAGGAACCAGCACCGAAGGACGAAUCCAUAUGCAAGAUAACCGAAGAACCCGGCUAUGCCAUUUUCUCUGCGUUAGGGUCCUUCUAUCUCCCUCUAGUGGUGAUUCUGUCGAUGUAUUGCCGCGUGUACGUGGUCGCGAGGAGGGAGACCCGAGGUCUGAUUAGCGGACAGAAAACGGAAAAGUCCGAUCACACCACCGAGGCUGUAACUUUGCGGAUACACCGUGGGAACACGACGGUGUCCGAAGACGAGGCCUUGCGCAACCGGACACACUUCGCAUUGCGUCUGCUCAAGUUCUCCCGAGAGAAGAAGGCCGCUAAGACCCUGGGCAUCGUGGUUGGAUGCUUUGUCCUUUGUUGGCUUCCGUUUUUCCUGGUUCUUCCGAUCGGUUCCAUCUUCCCGACAUACAGACCCUCGGACACCGUCUUCAAGAUCACGUUUUGGCUGGGCUACUUCAACAUGUGUUCCAUCUUCCCGACAUACAGACCCUCGGACACCGUCUUCAAGAUCACGUUUUGGCUGGGCUACUUCAACAGCUGUAUCAACCCCAUCAUCUACCCCUGCUCCAGUCAUGAGUUUAAGAAAGCCUUCCUGAGCGUGUUGGGCGCCCGCUGCCUCCGCAAGAGAUCCACGCCGUCCCACGCGCUCUACCAGAGCCACAGUCCCCGGCACGGCCAGUCUCAGAUCCUCGGCCUGACGAGCCGCGACAACCCAUCCCGCCUGAGCCCGUCCUCCUCCAUCGCUCUCUCCCGCAGCCCGUCCUCCCAGCACGGCCGGGAAUGGCAGGCCCCUUCCCGGACGUCGUCGGCAGGGACGACUGGUGUCAGCGCCGGUGUGAGCGUGGGAGCCAAAGUGGCGGGAAUGUGUGGUAAGAACCUGCUGAGGACGUGCUGCUGCGUGAGAAAAGAUUCGCCACAGCCCGAGCUGCCCACGCACAACUCGCUUCCCGUCAUCAAAAUCCAUCAGCUCUCGCUGUGUGAGGACGGGGACGCGGUGUGA